UGUUAAAACACUGCGGCUGCAUCUCACUGGACACAUUAUUUUACAAUAUUUCACUCUACCGUACGUACAGUGACUUGGUCCGGCUGCACACUUCCCGAUUGUCAUGUACGAUAUGAUACAUGGGACCAAAUUCGCGUUACAUGUAGCUGUAGCACACCGGAGCCGCCACAAUGGGGAUCUUGGAGAAAAUUGCGGAAAUAGAGCGAGAAAUCGCUCGGACACAGAAAAACAAAGCCACGGAAUACCAUCUGGGUUUGCUCAAGGCCAAGCUAGCCAAAUACAGAGCGCAACUCCUGGAGCCCUCCAAGUCAGCGGGGGCCAAAGGCGAGGGCUUUGAUGUUAUGAAAUCAGGAGAUGCUCGUGUCGCUCUAAUCGGUUUCCCCUCUGUGGGUAAGUCCACCUUCCUUAGUUUGAUGACGUCAACAGCCAGUGAAGCUGCGUCCUAUGAGUUCACCACUCUCACCUGCAUACCUGGUGUCAUAGAGUACAAAGGGGCCAACAUCCAGCUGCUGGAUCUGCCAGGAAUCAUUGAGGGUGCUGCCCAAGGUAAGGGCAGAGGUCGACAGGUCAUUGCUGUUGCCAGGACAGCAGACGUCGUCAUCAUGAUGUUGGAUGCCACCAAAGGAGAUGUUCAGAGAGAGCUUCUAGAAAAAGAGUUGGAGUCAGUGGGCAUCAGACUCAACAGGUUGAAACCAAAUAUUUAUUUCAAGCCCAAGAAAGGUGGCGGCCUCUCCUACAACUCCACAGUUCCUCUCACCCACUGCUCAGAGAAGCUGGUCCAGCUCAUCCUUCACGAAUACAAAAUCUUUAAUGCAGAAGUCCUCUUCAGGGAGGACAGCACACCAGACGAGUUCAUCGACGUCAUCGUGGGGAACAGAGUUUACAUGCCUUGCCUUUAUGUGUACAAUAAGGUGGAUCAAAUCUCUAUCGAGGAGGUGGACCGUCUGGCUCACAGACCUCACAGUGUUGUCAUCAGUUGUGGGAUGAAGUUGAAUCUGGAUUACCUCCUGGAGACAUUGUGGGAAUACCUGGCUCUGAUUUGCAUUUACACGAAGAAAAGAGGAGAGCGCCCAGAUUUUGGUGAUGCAAUCAUUAUGAGAAGAGGAGCAUCUGUAGAACAUGUGUGCCAUCGAAUCCACAGAACCUUACAGAACCAGUUCAAAUAUGCCCUGGUUUGGGGAACCAGUACCAAGUACAGCCCUCAGAGGGUCGGCCUAACGCACAUCAUGGAGCACGAGGACGUCAUCCAGAUCGUUAAGAAGUAAAGCGAGCUCCUGAUUGGACAGAGGAGAGACUGAGCAGCAGGAGUCACGCUUUUGUCUGAGGAGUUAAAACGGAACAGAAGACCCACUGUACAGUAGAUAUACAACAAUGAUAAAUAGCCACCGUUCUUAUUUUGUAUAUGAAAAUUACCAAAAUGCAUUGAAGAGACAAAGCAGACUUGAGUUGGCUGAGGACAGCAAAUGGUGUAUUUUACCUUUUGAUUAUCAGAAGAUACACUGAUUCAGAGAGGAAAUGGAGAGAAAAGAAUAAAGCCCAUAAAAUGUUAAAGCC
This is a messenger RNA of Centropristis striata (black sea bass), 1554 nucleotides long. RefSeq names its product developmentally regulated GTP binding protein 2 (gene drg2). NCBI's taxonomy places the organism in Eukaryota, Metazoa, Chordata, Actinopteri, Perciformes, Serranidae. Gene Ontology annotation, biological process: cytoplasmic translation. The record is from RefSeq and is a predicted model, not a curated record. The transcript has 14 exons. Bases 171 to 1265 code for a protein of 364 amino acids. Gene Ontology annotation, cellular component: cytoplasm. Gene Ontology annotation, molecular function: GTP binding; GTPase activity.